This is a messenger RNA of Sciurus carolinensis (gray squirrel), 5195 nucleotides long. RefSeq names its product ring finger protein 214 (gene Rnf214). The record is from RefSeq and is a predicted model, not a curated record. Lineage: Eukaryota; Metazoa; Chordata; Mammalia; Rodentia; Sciuridae. The transcript has 15 exons. Gene Ontology annotation, molecular function: ubiquitin-protein transferase activity. The coding region runs from base 629 to 2743 and encodes 704 amino acids.
CCCGCCAACUCAUCGGGCCCAGCAACCGGUGCUCCGGAACGGAGCCUGCAGGAGGCCUCCGCGGAGCGGCGGCAGGGCUUAGGCUUAGCUCGGGGUGCUCCAACGCCCGGAGUUCUCUGGGCGUCUUCAACAGGAUCCCUCCCCAGAGUGUACUUCUGCUUCAUGGCGUCCUCAGAAAAGGGCCUUUCGGCUCCGACCUUUAAACACACUGCGUUGCUCUUCUUCCUCUGACCGUCAUGGCCCCGACUCUCCCUCUAACAGUCUCAGAAGGGCUCCGGUCUCCACCAGGCCUCUUUCUUUCUUGUGGUCCGAAGUGCCUCUUCCCUGCGCCGGGGCAGGGUCCACUUACAUCUCAGGGGUCUUCACCAGCAUCGCUGCGCCCUGGGCGGUGCUAGCUCUAGCCGCCAGAGGGCGCCGUCUGGGGCGGCGCGGAGCCGACGCGGCCUUUCCUCUCGCUGCUCGAGCCUCGCCCCCUCCGUUCGUGCCGCCGGAAGUGGGAGGUGUCGCGCGCGGGCCGGCGCUCGACCCCUCCCCCCGUGGCUCGGCCGCCCCCUCCCCCCGCUCCGCCCGCUCAGGUGCGUCCCGUCCCUCCCCCGUUCCUCCCGGGGGCGCGGCGCGGGAGAGCGCAAUGGCAGCAUCUGAGGUGGCUGGUGUUGUGGCCAAUUCCUCCAAUCCUCCGGAAUCCUCUUCUAGUUUAUGUGCUUCCAAAUCAGAAGAAAGUCUCCCAGAUGGUCUAAGCCCCAAAGACCCAGCGCAGAAGCAGAAGAACUCACCUCCAUCGAGUGUAAGUAGCCAAACGAUAACCAAGGAGAAUAACAGAAAUGUCCAUUUGGAACACCCAGAGCAGAAUCCUGGUUCAUCAGCGGGUGACACUUCAGCAGCGCACCAGGAGGUUUUAGGAGAAAACUUGAUAGCCACAGCCCUGUGUCUUUCUGGCAGUGGGUCUCAGUCUGAUUUGAAGGACUUGGCCAGCACAGCAGGAGAGGAGGGGGACACAAGCCUCCAGGAGAGCCUCCAUCCAGUCACUCGGUCUCUUAAGGCAGGGUGCCAUACAAAGCAGCUUGCCUCCGGGAAUUGCUCUGAAGAGAAAUCCCCACAAGCCUCCAUUCCAAAGGAAGGUAGCAGGGACACAGGCUUGGAUUUCCGACCUGUAGUGCCUCCAGCAAAUGGGGUUGAAGGAGUCAGAGUGGAUCAGGAUGAUGAUCAGGAUAGCUCUUCCCUGAAGCUUUCUCAGAACAUUGCUGUACAGACUGAUUUUAAGACAGCAGAUUCAGAGGUGAACACAGAUCAAGAUAUUGAAAAGAAUCUGGACAAAAUGAUGACAGAGAGAACCCUAUUGAAAGAACGUUACCAGGAAGUCCUGGACAAGCAGAGGCAGGUGGAGAAUCAACUCCAAGUGCAAUUAAAGCAACUUCAACAGAGGAGAGAAGAAGAAAUGAAGAAUCACCAGGAGAUAUUAAAAGCUAUACAGGAUGUGACAAUAAAGCGGGAAGAAACAAAAAAGAAGAUAGAGAAAGAAAAGAAGGAGUUUUUGCAGAAGGAACAGGAUCUGAAAGCUGAAAUUGAGAAGCUUUGUGAGAAGGGCAGAAGAGAGGUGUGGGAAAUGGAACUGGAUAGACUCAAGAAUCAGGAUGGAGAAAUAAAUCGGAACAUCAUGGAAGAGACAGAGCGGGCCUGGAAGGCAGAGAUCUUAUCACUAGAGAGCCGGAAAGAGUUGCUGGUAUUGAAACUAGAAGAAGCAGAAAAAGAAGCAGAAUUGCACCUUACUUACCUCAAGUCAACUCCCCCAACACUGGAGACAGUUCGUUCCAAACAGGAGUGGGAGACUAGACUAAAUGGAGUCCGGAUAAUGAAAAAGAAUGUUCGGGACCAAUUUAAUAGUCAUAUCCAGUUAGUGAGGAAUGGAGCCAAGCUGAGCAGCCUUCCUCAAAUCCCUACCCCAACUUUGCCUCCACCCCCAUCAGAGACAGACUUCAUGCUUCAAGUAUUUCAACCCAGUCCCUCCCUGGCUCCUCGGAUGCCCUUCUCCAUUGGGCAGGUCACAAUGCCCAUGGUUAUGCCCAGUGCAGAUCCCCGUUCCUUGUCUUUCCCAAUCCUGAACCCUGCCCUUUCCCAGUCCAAUCAGCCUUCCCCACCCCUUCCUGGCUCCCAUGGGAGAAAUAGCCCUGGCUUGGGUUCCCUUGUUGGCCCCCAUGGUCCACACAUGCCCCCUGCCGCCUCCAUCCCGCCUCCCCCAGGCUUGGGCGGUGUUAAGGCUUCUACUGAAACUCCCCGGCCCCAACCAGUAGACAAACUAGAGAAGAUCCUGGAGAAGCUGCUGACUCGGUUCCCACAGUGCAAUAAGGCCCAGAUGACCAACAUUCUCCAGCAAAUUAAGACAGCACGUACUACCAUGGCAGGCCUGACCAUGGAGGAACUAAUCCAGUUGGUAGCUGCACGACUGGCAGAACAUGAGCGGGUGGCAGCAAGCACUCAGCCACUUGGUCGGAUCCGGGCCUUGUACCCUGCUCCACUGGCCCAAAUCAGUUCCCCAAUGUUCUUGCCUUCUGCCCAAGUUUCAUAUCCUGGAAGGUCUUCACAUGCUCCAGCUACCUGUAAGCUGUGUCUGAUGUGCCAGAAACUUGUCCAGCCCAGUGAGCUGCAUCCAAUGGCAUGUACCCAUGUGUUGCACAAGGAGUGUAUCAAAUUCUGGGCCCAGACCAACACAAAUGACACUUGUCCCUUUUGUCCAACUCUUAAAUGAUGGACCUGACUGGGAGGAAGAAGAGGAAAACUGAUGUGAACAGGAAGCGCGGGUUCAAGAUUUCUAAAACUCUAUAUUUAUACAGUGACAUAUACUCAUGCCAUGUACAUUUUUAUUAUAUAGGUAAUGUGUGUAUAGAAAGUCUGUAUUCAAAUGUCGUAAAUGAAAGUAUGUAUAUUAUGCAGAAACAGUUUGUUCCCCCUCAUCUUGCAGUUCUUUUGGGGGUUGCAGAUUAUAGGGAAGAUGAUGUUUAAUUUGGCCUUGAAAUGUGAUAUCCCUGCCUGGGGCUGUUCUCAAAUACAUCUAGGAAGCUGCUGUUGCUCUGAGGCCAUCCUGCUUUGGUUUGACUCAGCCUGUAGUUCAUUUCCUUAAGGCUCAUGUAUGCAGAUUUGAAGCCUGGUGCUCACCUGCUGUCCAACCAGAUGCCUUGCUUACUGAGAGCCAUUGCAAGCCUCAGUGUUGUUCUAGUCACUCCUCUUGAAAUGGAUGAAAUGAGACUCUCUGAUUGAGGAAAAAAAUGUAACCCUAAUAGUUUGACUCUUCAUUGAAUAUUUUACUGUGUUAAUGCUCAUUAUUUAUACAUAGACAUUAGGUUUACAGAAUAUUCUGUUUUACAUCAGCAAAAUUCACAGUCCAGGAAUAACAACCACAUAACCAGGUCCCAUUUCCCCUGCCAGCUUCUGUCCAACCUACUUUCUGGAUAGAAAUUAGCACAACCCACAGGUUUUUUCAUGGGCUAAGCCAUUCCUUGUUACCAUUGACUUGACUUCUAGUCUAGUUCUGACAGGCCACUUCGUAAAGUCCUCACCCCUUCCCUUUCCCUCUGGUCUCCUAGUAUAGCUAACCCCCCUCCCCCUGAAGGUUAAGGCAGUUGGUUCACAACCAAGUUGUUUGGUGACCUUGGGUGAGCUCCAGACAGGCACUGGGGUGAGGAGGUGUCUGUGCAAAAUUACUUGCAGAAUGAUCUUGGGAUGCUGGGUUUUAAUUUCUGAAGCAAGAAGGAUAUAGGGGACAUGUUUCCCGCCCUGGGGAAAAUGGAGACCAAAGUGAUAUGAAGAAGGAAGGUGAGUGGCUGGGGAUAUAGCUCAGUUGGCAGAGUGCUUGCUUCGCAUGCACAAGGUCCUGGGUUCAAUCCCCAGCACCACAAAAAAAAAAAAAAAAAAAAGGGAGGUGGGGUUUCACAUUUAUAAAUCAUUUGUUCUGUGAAUAGUUAUCUGGACUAGAUCAUUUUUCCACCUCUGCUUAUUGAGCACUCUGGCUUUUAGGUUUUAUACCUGUGACUAUUAGAGCUUUGAAUCAUUUUCUAUCCUUUUAUCUUUACUCCUUUAGGAAAUGGCUUCUGCUCCCUUCUCUUUUGGAAUUAAGCAAGUAAAAACUGAGUGUUAAUUACAAAAAAAAAAUGUCUCCAGAGGAAAGACAUCAUUAUAUUACUGGCAACUUGACGUUUCUCCAUUCUGGGACUUGGAAAUGCUUACUGGUACCAGCAAUAUGUGCCAGGGUGGCAAAGACGUUUGCUUUCAGAUCCAACUAAAUGCUCUUGUCUUGUUUCCAUUUUCCUUUUUUGUCUUUCAUUGUCACCUAUCAGCUCAUGAAUGAAUUCUUUCUCUUUUCUGUUGUCUUACUUGCCCAGGUUUAUAGACCAGCAUCAGUGUAAGAAGCUGGACAUGCUGGGAUCUUGUAGGGUGAUUGGAAUGGCCUAAGUACUCAACUCUUCAGAGGUCAGAUUACCUACUUUCUUUGGUUAAUGAAAUAUCACUGCUUGCAGUUUGGUACUGACAUGACAGGAAAGGUGACAAAAUGGAAGACCAGUUCCUUUGUUCUUUUCAUUUGGGGAGGGUUAAAUUUUAACUCUUUUAAGAUUUUUCUCUCCUUUCAGCCUUUUAGUAGCCUUGGGCUACCUAUAAAAUCUUCUGGUGUCCCCUGAAAAUUUGGAAAUUAGAGAUAGGUGUAAGGAAUAUCAUUUCUUUUCCAAAAAAUCUUUGAAGCCAAAGGAAUAGAGAGAGAAGAAAGAAGGAAUGGAUGGGGGCUUAACUGCUUUCCCAGUGAAAGCCCCCAGGAAGCCAACUCCAGCAGGAGGAUGAGGGUUUCAGAGAGAGUUGUACCUGGUGGCUAGGGCCUCAUCAUUGCUCUUUUGUCAUCUUUGUUCAGGGUCAAUCAGAAAGCAACGCAUAAGUUUUGGCCACCCCUGUUCUCCCUUCUCCCUCUGCCCACUGGCUUGUAGCAGUAAAAACCAUGCAGUCCAAAGGCAAAGGCCCCAAAUGCAGUGAAUGGAGAUGGGACAGUCAUUUUUCAGAAGUAGAAUUUAAAAAUAGAGCUGUAUAAUACAUAUUUUUACAAGCAAGAAACUGUUGUCAAGAUUUUUUUUUUUUCACACUUAGAGUUCAUAGUUUCAGGGUAGAAAGGAAGUAACUGUAAAAAAAAAUAAGUGCAAGUUUUCUCUUAAAAAAAAUAA